GGUCAUGUGAAAACAGCAGGUCGCAUCCGGCAUCUGUCAGCAAUCGGACUUCUCUUGAUCCACUGAAGAAAAUUAUCCAGUAGCCUUGCAAUCGGCUCCGUAAACAACGGAGUCUCAACUGCUCUUGAACUAUUCUUUUGCUCAGCUGAUGAAGUAAUAGGCUAGGUAGUGUCAACAGAACAACAAGUACGGCAUGGGCGAUAACGGUUUGUGGAGAGUGCUACCAUUAUUGUGCGUUGUUUGUCUUGCUUCUGUGGACUGCCGUUCGAGAGCUCCACGCGUUUCCUUUGUAGAUCCCAAAUCGUCAUUUGCGCAACAUCAGCAGUGGCGGGCUUCGUCUAAUGGAACUCUAACAUUCUCGUUUAAGACUUUUCUAAAAGACGCGUUGUUGAUUUAUCAAGAUGAUGGCGUUAUGGACUAUUUUAAUCUCGAACUUAAAGUAGGUCGACUUUUAUUGAAUAUUCGGACCGGUAGGAAAACAUCGCAAGUCACUUUAGGUAACCAACUAAACGACCUCUCAUGGCACCAAGUUUCUAUUCACGUAGAACAUGUCAAGAUAGGCCUUACACUGGACGAUCAUACCAGAGUGGUAAAGAUCCCAAGAAAAAAUCUGGCAUUAAAGAACAAUCCAUCCCGUUAUUUGUACUUUGGAGGCCUCCCGCGAUCGCUUAGCAUAUCAACGUUAUCAUUUCCUGCGGUGGUGUUUGCGAAAAGGUUCACUGGUUGUAUUAAAGAUGUAGAGAUACAGAUUGGAAAUGGUGUCCAGGAGGAACUGAGGCUGGUUGAAUCUAAGGGUCGUGUUAGAGGCUGUAGGAACGCGUGUAGAAGUAAUCCCUGUCAAAACGGGGGACGGUGCAUCAAUAAGAUCUGGAGCUCGGCGUGUGACUGCUCUGGAACUGGUUUUUAUGGAAAUCAGUGCACGGAAGAACCCCCGCGCCUGUCCAUGACCGCGUCUGAUUACGUCAUUCACGAUAUGUCCCAAGAGGCCACAGCGACUUUCUACGAUCACGUGGUCAUCGACUUCAGGGCCACAAGCUCUGAUGGCAUCAUCCUACAGACGAGCUUCGCGAGCGAUUUCCUGCUGGUGGAGCUUCACCGUGGAGUCCUAGUUAUGCAACUGGACAUCGGAGCAGGAAUGCUGAAGCUGAGCAUUGGCGAGAAAUUGUCUGACGCGCGCUGGCAUCGGGCGGAGAUCAAACGCGCUAGGCGUAAUGUUAAACUCACUCUGGAUGAGCGUUUGAAAGUUGAUGGAACUUGCCCACCGAGUUUAACAGCAUUUAACAUGCAGGGAGGGGAGGGAAGGGUUUAUAUUGGUGGCGUCUCAGACCCAACCAGGAGUAAGAACUCUGUAAGUAGGAAGAAUUUCGAAGGAUGCAUAAGGAAAUUGGUUUUCAACUUCAACGAAUAUGUUGGAAAAGUGAAAGCAAGGCACGCUUCUUUAAAAAAUGUCGGAAAAGUUUCGUUGUCGUGUCCAACACCAACAACGACGUCAUCACUUGAGACCACAAUGACCACAUCAUUUUCUACUGAGGAACCAUUGAAACCUUCCGAAGCUCCUACGCCUAUUGAAACACAGGUAAUGACGUCGGUGAAACAAGAAAGCACCACAGGUAGCCCAGUAACGGAAGAGGUCGAAGUUACAAUUCCUCUGAGAAAAUGCCCUUGGAGUAGUAACAAGGACUGCGACCGUGAAAGGAAUAGCGUCAAGGAAAUUUCGACAACUCGCCGCCCUCGUAAGUCCACUCACAGACCGAAAAAACCCACCCGACGUCCCCGAAAAAAUAGCCCUCGGACACGGAAACCUACCCGCCGCCCAAGAAAGAAUACCCAUAAGUCCCGCAGAACCAGAAAAACAACACCUCAACCGACCACUCAAUACUACUCAACGUCACAUGAUCCGAUGACGUCACAAUCAAAGAAGACAGCAUGCGGUGACAAUGGGUGUACUACAGAGGAGACAAUGGAUACGAUGGGAUUUAUCAUCCCUCCCACCCCUACUGGGGGACAUAACGUCACAUCGGAUAAGCCUGUGAUGGCAGCGUCGGGGGGGCCUGGGGACAAAAGUAACAUUGGGACUGUGAUCGGGCUCGUGGUGGCUUUUCUUUGCCUCGUGGGAGCAUGUGCGUUUGUCUCGAGGCAUUUCAACAAGAAACGACACAGCCAGAGACAGGAACUUCUUGAAGACAUCAAUGAUAACCUUACGAUGCCUGAUGGCAAGAGUGGGAAAGACGAGUUUCUUGUCUGAGGACUUGUAACAAUUGUUAUGGGUUUUGUUAGGGAAGGGUAUGAAAAAGGGGAGUAUAUCGGUGAAAACAGGUAACGAUGGAACGAGGAACUUUAAAACAUUAGUCGCAAAAGGAUUAUAUUCCCGCAAGCUUUUUGUGCAAAAGGUCUCAUCCUCAUUUGCUUUCCAGUUUCACCUUAAUUCUUUUCCUCGACGUUUGGUUCUAUUUUAAGUGUAAAAAUGACAAGGGGUAUUUAAUGCUUUCUUUUUUUGAUUCUAUUAAGCUACCUGGCCCACGGAAAUGGUAACUUCGGGCUGUAGCAGUUUGACAUCUGCAUUCACUGAAGAAUGUUUACAGAAUACUCAAAAUCAUGGUAAUGAUAGAUCCUUUCUUUACCCCGUCUACCCUCACUGGCGGCCAAAAAAAUUGGCCAUUUCUUAUUAAGUAAUGUUCAAAUGUGCACAACCCCCGUCAACCAAUCCCGGGUACGUGUCUGCAUUGUUCAUUCAUUCUGUUGUCUGUUACGUCUUGAUGGAAAUAUGGGAAUCAUGCAUUUUAUUAAGGGAUAAAUAUCACUGGGGUUACUACAAUCAAUUGUAUGGGUACACUAAGUGUCAUGAUUACUUUUGGGAAUAAAUAUUUAAAAACAAAA
Nematostella vectensis (starlet sea anemone) is the source of this 2877-nucleotide messenger RNA. RefSeq names its product neurexin-3. Bases 194 to 2245 code for a protein of 683 amino acids. The record is from RefSeq and is a predicted model, not a curated record. Lineage: Eukaryota; Metazoa; Cnidaria; Anthozoa; Actiniaria; Edwardsiidae. The transcript is spliced from 2 exons.